This is a messenger RNA of Pelobates fuscus (common spadefoot toad), 4447 nucleotides long. It is a transcript of the gene MTRR, whose product is annotated as 5-methyltetrahydrofolate-homocysteine methyltransferase reductase. NCBI's taxonomy places the organism in Eukaryota, Metazoa, Chordata, Amphibia, Anura, Pelobatidae. Gene Ontology annotation, biological process: homocysteine metabolic process. Gene Ontology annotation, molecular function: [methionine synthase] reductase (NADPH) activity; FMN binding; flavin adenine dinucleotide binding. The record is from RefSeq and is a predicted model, not a curated record. The transcript has 16 exons. The coding region runs from base 312 to 2399 and encodes 695 amino acids. Gene Ontology annotation, cellular component: cytosol.
CCUUUGCCUCGGCAUGUCAGGUGUAUGGAAGCCGAAAGUGGUCAGACAUAUUUGUUCUCCAAAAAGGCAAAUAUGUUUUAAAGUCUUAUGAAAGGGAGGAUCGAAUGUGGAGUGUAAGUACUGUUGGAAAAGCAUAGUUUGUGUCUGCUGAUUACGAAGUAAAAGUUAUUAACUGAAUUAUUUAUUUGAACUUCUGCUUCUGCUUAUGUUCUACUUUUGGAGACUUUCAAUCUAAAACGUUCAUUGCUGUGUCACCAGUAAGAAAAAAAGACACCUUCUAUACUUUAACCACUAGUACUUGGUGCUAUACUAUGUGUGGUGCAAUAAAGAGGAGGUUUUUGCUGCUCUAUGGCACACAACAAGGGCAGGCUAAAGCAAUUGCUGAGGAAAUAGGACAGCAGGCAGAUCAGCAUGGAUUUGUUGCUGAUAUUCAUUCACUGAAAGAUGUGAAUAAGUUCAAUUUGGAGAAAGAAAAGGACCCUGUUGUUGUUGUUGUCUCUACAACAGGCACUGGAGACCCUCCUGAUGAAGCCUUAAAGUUUGUGAAGAAAAUCAAGAACAAGGAGUUAACAGAAGAUCAUUUUGCUCAUGUGAGAUAUGGGUUACUAGCCUUAGGAGACUCUGAGUAUACAUACUUUUGUAACGGAGGGAAGAUCAUUGACCAGAGACUUCAGGAGUUGGGUGCAAAACAGUUUUAUGGAACUGGUUAUGCAGAUGACUAUAUAGGCUUGGAAGUGGUGGUUGAUCCUUGGAUCGAAGGCCUGUGGGUUGCAUUGAAGAAAGAAAUUGCAUUAAGAACAGAUAGUCAAGAAAUGGAUACACAUACCAGGGACUUGACUAAUGUUGACCGAAAACCACCUGAUGUACCUGGAAAUCUGGAUUUGGAAAUACAGACCUUAAACCUUGAAACAUCCGUACUUUCAAACGGUUCAUUAAACCAAGAUGUUCAGUUAGAGACAUCUAAGGCCGCUGAGCCUUCUCUUGUCCACUCAGUUUCCUCUCUUUCUCAGUGUAGCCUUAAUGUGCCAGCUCUUUCCCCUCCAUUCCUUGAUGUCUUUAUUUCAGAUUGUGAAGAACAGGAGGUUGAUCCAUCUUCACUUUAUUCAGAACACAAGGUUUUCACAGUUCCUAUAACUCAUGCCGAGAAACUAACUGCAGAGGAUGCUAAGAAAACCACCUUGAUGUUGGAGCUUGAUAUUUCAAACAGUGACAUUCAAUUACAGCCUGGGGAUUAUUUUUCGAUUAUUUGCCCAAAUCCUUCCUCUGAAGUUAAUGAACUACUUAUGAAAUUAGGACUCUCAGAAAAGAGGAAAAUCUCAUUAGGAAUUAAGUCUGAUACAAAAAAAAGAGGUGCCUCAUUACCCAGUUAUAUCCCUGAGAAGUGUUCCUUGCAAUUUAUGCUUACGUGGUGCCUUGAAAUUAGAUCUGUGCCUAAAAAAGCAUUUUUGCGUUCUUUGGUUGAGCACACCUCUGAUUCUGCGGAAAAGCGCAGACUACAAGAACUAUGCAGCAAACAAGGCAGUUCAGAUUAUAACCAAUUUGUGAGAGAUCGUGCCAUUGGCAUUUUAGAUCUCCUUGCUGCUUUUCCAAGUUGCAAGCCACCACUAAAUCUUUUGAUUGAACAUCUUCCUAAAUUACAAGCCAGACCUUAUUCAGCUGCCAGUUCAAACCUAUUUCAUCCUGGAAAGCUUCGAUUUGUUUUUAAUGUGGUUCAUUUGUCAAGCUGCUCAGAAAGACCUGUACCCAGAAAAGGUGUAUGCACCGGUUGGCUCUCUGAACUUGUGCACCCAAUGUAUUAUGUGAAAUCUGCACAGUUGCCAGAGGGAGAUCUGACAAGCGAGACGAUGUUAAUUCCACAGAUAUCCAUUUUUGCCCGACCUUCCACAUCCUUCCAGCUGCCAACAGAUACAUCUGCUCCAGUUAUAAUGGUGGGACCAGGGACAGGCAUAGCACCAUUUAUUGGAUUCUUGCAACACAGAAUGAAGCUCAAGGAAGUGAAGAAUGGAUUUAAAUUUGGGGAUACCUGGUUAUUUUUCGGUUGUCGCCACCAUGACAAAGACUACCUCUUUAGAGAAGAGCUAAGUAAUUUUGUUGAGAAUGGCGUGUUAACUUGCCUAAAAGUAUGCUUCUCUAGAGAUUCUCAUGGCAACACUGAUGAAUUAACUCCACGGUAUGUUCAGGACCUUCUUAAAAUAUGCUCCCAAGAUAUUGUAAGAAUCCUGACAAAGGAAAAUGGUCACCUCUUCGUUUGUGGAGAUGCUAAAAAUAUGGCCAAAGAUGUGAAUGAAGCAUUAGCUGAUAUAUUAAGCUUGGAGCUUGGUGUUGACAAACUAGAAGCAAUGAAAACCCUUGCCGCAUUAAGAGAACAUAAGCGGUAUUUGCAAGAUGUCUGGAGCUGAAUUUUAAAGAUAACCUCAAAUCAUGACUUAAAGGGAUUUUAGUAUAUUAAAUACAACUCUUCAUUAAUGAAACUUGACAACACAAUUCUGGUAGCUUAAAGUGUUGAUUAUCAGUUUAUGUUACAUGAGAAUAUUCUUUGGUAUUCAACUGUAUUGUGCUUUUUGGUUUAGUUAUUACAGUUGUUGUGUAGGCUGUUUUCGAAGAGGCUUUGUUAAUGUCGGAAAAAUACAAGUAAUUGCUGUUAAGUCAUUAUUCAUUACACUGGGAUGCUGGGAUAUACUGCCUCUGUGGACCUUCAUCAGAGUCGCAUAAUUAUUCCAUGCUAUAGAUUUAUACAUGCCAUUUAUUGAAAAAGGAUUAUGUCUUGCCAGCUUUAGAGAUAUGAGAAAAAGAACGCAGUCUCAGGAGUAGUAAAUGAAUAUUCAGGAUAAAGUAUUUUCUCUGGAAGUAAAAUCAACAAAAUAAUAAAUUGUCUUUCAGAAGAUGAUUUUAAUAAGACUAAAUCGGAUAUCAUCUAUAUAUCAACAUUUAGCAAGUGGACUAUCAUAAUAACAUUUAUUGGCUUAUUCACUUAUCUGUGAGUUGUAGUGAGUGGGCAAAUUAUUAUUUUAAUCUUCUGAAUAUUUUAUCUAUGCAUUAUGCUUGUUACGUGGCCUAUAAAAGAAUGAAUGAGUGGAUCAGUUGAAAUGUAAUCAUUUAUCACACAUUCCUUGGUCUUACUGCAUAGAAAGCUUUAGACCCUGCAUCAUUUUCUAAUCUAUGCUAAGUGCAUAUGGAAUUGCUGCACUCACAGCCACGCUGCCCCCAGAUUAUGUGAAUUGCAUACCACUGUUUCUAGGGUGUGGCUGCAUGUUAGUGGUUACAAGCGUCUACCAUGAUGUCUACCUCAUGACACUAUUGCUGCUAUCCCAACUGAAUAACCGUAAAGCAAGCAAAGUCAAAAUAAUAUAACACUACAUUUCUUUCUCUAUAUAGGUUUCUUGGCAAAUUAACUAGCGAAGAGUUAUUGUUUUUUCUCUUCAUAUUUCUUUAAAUAUAUUUUUCUUUAUUAAAUAUUUCAAUGUCCUGCAGUAUUUAAUUAAAGAAAAUCUUUAGCAUAAUAGUUGAAUAUUGCAGUCUGUUAUCAGAGCGGUGAAUGGUAGCUCUCUGCUAUGAGUUGAGUACGGUAUUUAGUAGAUAAUUCUCCUGUUUUUUUUUUUUGUGAUAGGAUAGAGAGGUAUUGUAUGUCCCUCAUCCAUCCCAUUUACACACACAUACACACACACACACACACACACAAUAAAUAUACAUAUAUACACAUACAUACAUACAUACAUACAUACACAUGUGUAUAUAUAGCAUAUAAAUAUAUCACACACAUACCCUAGUCAGUCACAUCUGUAUCAAUCACACUGGUCUAUUUUUAUCACUUUAUUACUUUUGCGUACACAUUUUUCUCCCUUUUCACAUAAAUCAAAGGUCAAUUUAUACUCCUCAUUUUCUGAGUUUAGUUAGAAAUUCCAAUAUCUUGUAUUGCUUGCUUUUAUGCAUUUAUCAUCCACUGUAAUAAUGCGUGGAAGUAGAUGCUGCUGAUAUAAGCAGUUUGAAUACAUUGUGUCCCAACUGCACGGUAACUGGCAGAAAUAUUACUACCACUUCUAAAAUCCCAGAAGAGCAAUCAGAUCCUAUUCUGCACUCCUUGAUAGUGAAUGAUUGAUUAGUUACUAUACUAUGAAAAGGACAUAAUAAAAUACAAAUGUUGAUGGUGAAAUAUUUUCAUUUUUCUGCAAAGAUGCCAAUUUUAAGUCUCACCAGAUAUGUAGGAAUGGUCAGUACUGUGUCACUCAAACCUAGUCAUUUUUGAAGACCGCCAUAAAACAUAUGGGAAGUAUAAUCAAAAUAAACUGCACAGCAGUCACAUUAGGUUUGGUCACAAGCUGCCUUUUGUUGUUAAAUGUUCUUUUUUUUCCCCAGAACUGUGACAGCCAGAAUGUCCGUUCAGUUUUAUGUUUAAUAUAUUUUUAUGACUUUGUUAUGAUUUUGCCUUAUCUUUCAAUUUGAAGGAGUG